Messenger RNA from Acanthisitta chloris (rifleman), 759 nucleotides. It is a transcript of the gene TNFRSF13B, whose product is annotated as tumor necrosis factor receptor superfamily, member 13B. Bases 1 to 759 code for a protein of 252 amino acids. Lineage: Eukaryota; Metazoa; Chordata; Aves; Passeriformes; Acanthisittidae. The transcript has 4 exons. Gene Ontology annotation, cellular component: plasma membrane. The record is from RefSeq and is a predicted model, not a curated record.
AUGGAUGGGACGCGCGUCGGGCGGGAUGCCAUGAACAACUGCACCGACCAGGAGUACUGGGACGCCCUCGUCUUCCAGUGCAUCCCCUGCAGCCUCGUGUGUGGCUGGCCCACGGCGAGGAGGUGUGAUGCUGUGUGUGAGUCCAUGGACUGCAACAAGAGAGCUGGAUUCUACUACGAUGAGCUGGUGAAAAGCUGCAUCAACUGCAGCACGAUCUGUGGGCAGCACCCAAAGCAAUGUGCCUCAGCCUCUCACUCAUCUCUGUCUGACACAGCCACUCCCCCGGCGCCGGUGGCCGUGCUGGAGCAGAAGGCAUGUGCGGAGCAGGAGCCGUGGCUGGUGAUGUACCUGCUGCUGGGGCUCUGCCUCUGCAUCCUCAUCUUCUCCCUGCUCCUGGGCUGGACCCACCUGCGGAGGAAGGGAGAGGUUGUCUCCUGCCAAGCCAGCACUGGGACCUGCCACCGCAGGGAGGACUCUGCCAAAGACCGGCUGGUGGAGGCAGGCAGCGUUGGUGAUGGAUCCACAGGCAGCAGAGUCCCAGAGCCAGUGGAAACCUGUGGCUUCUGCUUCCCUGGACAUGGCUCUGGUGUACAAGAGACCAAAUCAUGUCACAGCACCUCGUGCCACAUUGGGGAGAGGGCUGCUCCCUCCUACACUGGGAUCUGCAGCACGGGAAGUGCUGGGGCCAUUCCCGGCCCUGACGAUGGCCACUUCAAGAUCAUUUGUUCUCCUUCCCAAGAGAAGACACCCAUGGUGUGA